Molecule: messenger RNA, 1468 nt
Organism: Pecten maximus
Lineage: Eukaryota; Metazoa; Mollusca; Bivalvia; Pectinida; Pectinidae
Product: protein canopy 4-like
Exons: 7
Coding region: 57-782 (241 amino acids)
Source: RefSeq, a predicted model, not a curated record
GUGAACUUCCUAGAUACACAUCCUGCUCCUGCCUGCCAUGUGGAUUAGCUGUCAAGAUGAACUACGUUCGCGUAUUCACACUAACGUGCCUAUGUCUGGUAUCAUUAAACACAAUCUCUAUGGCAGAUGACGACGAUGAUGAAGAUCCCGUGAGAAAGGCAACUUUAUGUGAAGUGUGUAAAUUUUUAGCUACUGAGCUAAAAGAUAGAUUGAAAGAGACAGGAAAAUCAAAAGCGGUGUUAGAAACUGGCCAUGGCUUCGACAAAAAGAAGAAGAGGGUGGAAUACCAGAAAUCAGAGCUGAGACUAAUUGAGGCCCUACAUGAGCCCCAUAUAUGUCAACAGAUCCUGAAGUACAAAGUCCACAAGGAAAAGAAGGGAUCACUGAGAUUUGACAAAAGAGAAAGUGAAACCAUGCAGACACUUCAUGGUUUAGUGAACAAGGGAGUGAAGGUAGAUCUGGGCAUCCCUGAGGAGAUGUGGGACACACCCUCGGCUGAAGUUACUGACAUGCAGAGGAAGUGUUUCCAGAUGGUUGAGGACCAUGAGGAGGACAUUGAAGACUGGUACUUCCACAAGCAGGAGCAGGAUAUCAUGGACUUUCUGUGUGCAGAUCUUGUGCUCCAAAGGGACAGCAAAGAGUGCUUGUAUGAAUCUGCUGAUCCACAACUAGAGGAAUCUUCAGACUCAGAUGACAAAGAUGAAAAGCCAAGAACAAAGAUUGAUAAAAAGAAAUCCAAAGGUGAGACAGGAGAUAAAAAAGAUGGUCGAGAUGAGCUUUAAUAACUACAAAUGUUGUGGUAGAAACGUCCAGGACAUGCUGUGUGUUUAAAUAUCAGACAGAUGUGUACAAAUCUCCGGAAAACAAGUGCUGAACUCUCAAACAGAUGUAUACAAUUAUUAAAAAAUGUGUGUUAAAUGUCAGACAGAUGUGUACCAAUCAUCAGAAAAUGUGUGUUAAAAUGUCAGACAGAUAUGUACAAGUGUCAGACAGAUAUGUACAAGUGUCAGACAGAUAUGUACAAGUGUCAGACAGGUGUGUACAAAUUUCAGACAGGUGUGUACAAAUGUCAGACAGGUGUGUACAAAUGUCAGACAGGUGUGUACAAGUGUCAGACAGAUGUGUACAAAUGUCAGACAGCUGUGUACAAAUGUCAGACAGAUACGUACAAAUGUCAGACAGAUACGUACAAAUGUCAGACAGGUGUGUACAAAUGUCAGACAGGUGUGAACAAAUGUCAGACAGGUGUGUACAAAUGUCAGACAGGUGUGUACAAAUCUCAGACAGGUGUGUACAAAUGUCAGACAGGUGUGUACAAAUCUCAGACAGGUGUGUACAAAUGUCAGACAGGUGUGUACAAAUCUCAGACAGGUGUGUACAAAUGUCAGACAGGUGUGUACAAAUGUCAGACAGGUGUGUACAAGUGUCAGACAGAUGUGUACAAAUGUCAGACAGAUAUGUACAAAUU